AUGUUACCAAUUCGAGCUGGAUCUGAUGCAUUACAUUUUGAAGUUAUGACAGAUAGUCAACAACAAGAUUACUUGGAUUCUAAAGAUAUAGGUGAAAUCAAAGGUGCCAAAUUAACCGAUGCUGGAAUACUCAAACCUGUAGCUAUGUGGACAUCAGAUUCAGGUAUUGACACAUUUGAUCUAGGUCAAAAUAUAGCAGGAUGGUGUCGUUUGAGAUUUCAGGGUCCACGUGGUUUUGGUGUCUACAUUAGUUAUGACGAAGUUCUAACCCAACCAGUUGUAUCUACUAAGUAA
Messenger RNA from Rotaria sordida, 294 nucleotides. The record is from the annotation of a GenBank genome assembly. NCBI's taxonomy places the organism in Eukaryota, Metazoa, Rotifera, Eurotatoria, Philodinida, Philodinidae.